AUGCUUCGUGCCCCUCCCCCUCCUCCUCUCGCCCGCCCCUACGUCUCUGCUGCUGAACGUCUCCGCUGCGAGGUGUUCAUGUCGCAGCCGCGCGGGCGCGAUCAGCUGCUGGGCGCUGCGAACGUGUCGCUGGAGGAGAUUAUAUCGCGUACGGCCAAGCUCUCGAAGAAACCCGCGGAGUUCAAACUGCUGAGCAACAGCAGCGCUCCCGCGGGUGCGCUCGUGCUCACGCUCACUUACCACGGCCGCUCCGCCUCUUCCUCUCGCCCCGCCGCGCAGCCCGCCGCGCAGCCCUCCGCGCAAUUCGGUGCGCAGUCCGCCGCGCAGUCCGACGGACAAGCCGGCGCGGCGGCCGCGGCAGCGGCGGCGGCUGCCGGGGCGUUCUCGCGGUUUGCGUUCCCGCCUUCCCCGCAAGAUUCCGCCUCCGCCGCCGCUGCCGCGAUCGCGCUGCUCCCCGCAAAGAGAACGCCCCCCCCGCUCCCCGCGUCGUUCGCGAUGGUUGCGCCCCCACCCAAUUCUGGAUCCCUCCCCGCGUCUAGCGCUGUAGACGCGAUAGCAGCCGCGCUAUUCCCGCGGGCGCACAUCCAAGCGCAGUCUCAGGCGCAGGCUCAGGCGCAGGUUCAGGCGCAGGCGCAAGCGCAGGCGCAAAUGCACCCGCAGAUGCUGACGUCACCUCAGCUGACUCCGCCCAUGUUCCCCCCCGCGUCUUCCCCGUUUCCGCCUCCCCCUUCCCCGCCUGGCGCUAUUGCGCAGGCGGCAGGGGCUUCUGCGCCGCCCCCUUCGUUUUUUAAUCGUUCGACCUCGUUAGUAUCACAUCCCUCGCCUUCGUUAGUAUCACAUCCUGCCCCCUCGUUACUGUCACAUCCUUCCGCCCCAGCGGCGCCGUUACUUUUCAACCACCUGGCCUCGUCCGCCGCUGCGCUGUCAUCGCAGCGCUGGGGCGCAAUGGAAGGCGCGUCGCAGCUAGAAUCAAGGCGGGUAGUAACGGGGACGGAGGUGGAAAAUCGCGCAGGCGGGGACUUUACCAGCGCGAACGGGGCGGGGCAAGGCGCGCUGCGUGGUAUACCUUCCGCGGAGUUCAGUUUGGGGGGAGCGCGGAUCGGCGGAGCGGGAGUAGGCGGCGCAGGAGCAGGGGGGGCGGGGGGAACGGCGGGGGUAGCGGGGGCGGCAGCGGAGCUGAUGACGAUGGCACAAAACGACAGCACGCACAGGUCGUAUCUGGCCAGGCAGUUACUGGACUCGAGCGCUGCAAUGCAGGGCGGCGCGAGUAUGGGGCCGCUAGAUUUGGGUCCAUCCAACGGUGGAGAUGCAAGCAUGGGGGCGGUAGAUCUGCCGGGUGCUAGUUUGGGGGCUGUGGCCGCAGGAUCCGCGGAGCCCGUAAAGGCGGAGCAAGCAGGCGGAGUUCUGGGGGAAUUGGGUGGGGGAAGGAUGGGGGGAACGGGUAAGACAUCCCCGCCCCCCUGCUUGGAUCUCUCCGCGGGUCUGGGCAGAGCAGGGGGAGCGGAAGGGGGCAUUGGGGGGAGACGGAAGAGCUUGAGGCGGGAACGGGAGUGGUGGAGUGAGGCGAAGGCGGAAGCUAUGGAGGUGGAGGGGGGAAGUGAGGGGUGCAGGGGAAGAUCCGGCGUAGGGGUGGUAGAGCUUGGAUUGUCCACUGUGGCAACAGCAACAGCAGCAGCAACAGCAGCAGCAACAGAAGCAGGUGGGAACGAGAGCGCAGCGGAUGGUAGCACGAGUGCAGCAGCAGCAGGACCGAGAGCAGAAGCAGGAGCAGAAAGGAGCACAGAACCUAUUGCAGACUUGCUGAACGUUAACCAUGCUCAUCGUCAAAACGAGCAGCAGCAGCAGCAGCAGCAGCAGCAGCAGCAGCAGCAGCAGCAGGAGGAGGAGCCGAGGCUGAUGCAGCUGCUGCCUAUGCAGUGGUGCUCGGAGGACAGAGAAAAGGACAAACCUGCCUCUGCUGCAUCCCUUUCGUUCCAAGGCCCCCCCGUCUCUGCCUCCCCCCCUGUCCCUCUCUCUGUCCCUGUUCCUGUCUCCAUCCCUGCCCCCAUCUCUGCCCCUGCCCCUGUCUCUCUCGCCCCCCCUGCUUCUAUCUCCUCCUCCUCUCGCCCAACUGCCUCUGCGUUCCGCCCCUAUCCAGCCACCCUGCGCACUGAUACCAAAUCGCCCCAGGCAGCAUCUGCCGCCGAGCCUAGCCGGCCCGGCGGGGACUCUUCCAGGCUUGGCACAGAAUCGUCGAGGCUCGGCGCCGAGCCAUGCCGGCCGGCAAAGAAGCAGUGCUGUUCGCCUGCCCGGCAAGUCUACCCCGUUGCUGCUGAAAAGCCCGCUUCGUUGCUCCCGUCCCUCCCCUCCUUCUCCUGUCGCUCCCGCAGCACUGCUGCCUGCCCUGCGGCUGCUGCAGCCAGGUCUCUGUUUGGAGCCCUCAUGGGGUCAACUGGGUUUGGUAGUGGCGGUGCAACAGCCGCAGCAGCAGCAGCAGCAGCAGCAGCAGCAGCAGCAGCAGCAGCAGCAGCAUCAGCAUCAUCAUCAGCAGCAGCAGCAGCAGCAGCAGCAGCAGCAGCAGCAGCAGCAGCAGCAGCAGCAGCAGCAGCAGCAGCAGCAGCAGCAGCAGCAGCAGCGCCGGCGGGAUCCCUGGCAGCAGGGUUAGCAGCUGCAGCGGCUGCAGCCGCGACAGGAGCAGGGGCUGUAGCAGGGGCGAGAGGGACGUUAGGCAGCAGCAGGGGGGGUGAUAUUGGGCGGAAGUCUCACACUCACAGCUCAUCACCCCAGUCUCCAGCCCCGGCCCCGGGCCUGAUAGGCUUGGGCCAAACCGGCAUCCGAGCCUCCUCCAAGCCUUCCUCCCGUUCGAUCCUGCCUUCCCCGUUUGCCGCCAGUGAUGCUGCUACCAACACCUCUGCUAGUGCAGCAAUGGGUGGUGCUGGUGCUGGUGCUGGUGCUGGUGCUGGUGCUGGGUUAGGGGCGGCUUUUGAGUCGAUUCAAAAGUCACCUCGGGGUGCUGGUGCUGGGGGUUCAGGGGCGGGUGUAGGGGCGGAGCAGGGCACGAGGAAGGGGAGUUUCCUUCCCCACCUGAUGCUGGCGCUGGAAAACUCUAAGAAGGCGAAGCAGAGCACAGGGGUAGGUGCGCUCAGCAGUGCUCUCAGUGCUACAGCCGGUGCUACAGCCGGUGCAACAGCCGGUGCCGUGGCCGGUUUUACAGCUACUGCUACAGCGAGUGCUACAGGUGGUGCGUCUAGUGCUGUCUGUGGUCCAAGGCAGGCUGGCAGCAGUGGCACACCGGGUAUUGCUGACAUGGCAGGUAUAGCUGGCCCCAAUCGAGGGCUAGGCGCAGCCAUUGCUGCUGCUGCCGCCGCUGCUGCAGCUGCGGCUUCUGCUGCUGGUGCUGCUGGGUCUAGUGGGUUGGCAGGGGGGUUUGGGAGGGGUAAGGGUGCUGGGGUCGCGUCUGGUGCGGGGCAGGGGCAGGCGGCAUGGCACAGGGAGGACCAGAUCACUCCCACGUCCGUCCUUGAUGUCGCCAUGUCCGAUGCUGACAGCGAGCAUGCCACAGAGGACGUGCGCAUGGCUGAAGCUGCCGGUUCUUCUCACAUGCCUUCCCUUCACCGUGCACAUCUGACACAUCAACCCCCCUCUCUGUCCGCUGCAGAGGCUGCUGCUGCUGGGAAGAACCGUCCAAAUCUAGCCACCCAGCAGCAGCACCAGCAGCAGCAGCAGCAGCAGCAGCAGGAGAGGGCACAGACGGAGGAAGGAAACGGGCAGUUCUCACCAAAGCCUCCUGCCUGGCAGCGCAGCUUUGCUGCAGCAUUUGCAGCAGCCAGUGUGACCCCCUCAGCUCAUGCCGACGCCUCCCCUCCUAUUCCCUCUGCCCCCGCUCCUUCCGCUCCUGCUUCUGCUCCCCCUCCCAAUCCGGCUCCGCCUGCUCCUCCCCCUUCUGCUCUCUCUCCUCCCACUGCCCCCAGCGCGUUUGCCGCGUUACUGAGAGCCAGUGAGGCAGCUAACCCCUCCACACCUCUCCACCAGCCCAAUCACAGCCUCAACCCCUCUUCACCCCUUCACCACCAGCACCAGCACCAGCACCAGCACCAGCACCAGCACCAGCACCAGCACCAGCAGCUCCAGCACCAGCAGCACUACCAACACCACUACCCGCAUCCGCCAUUUCUUGUAGCAGCCCCUGCAGCUGCAGUAGCAGCAGCUGCACCACCCACUGCAGCACCAGCAUCCCGAUUGCCAGCUCCCGUCAAUAGCACCUCUCCCUCUCCCUCUCCUCCCUCUCUUUCCUCUCCUCCCUCACCACCCUCCAUCCCCUCCUCUUCUCCUGCUUCCUCCUCCAACCCCUCCUCCACCACCUGCCCCCUCACGGCCCUCCGAGGCUCGCUGCCGAACCUCCCGCUGCCGGGCCUACCGCUGCCGAGCCUGCUGUCGUGGCAUUGCAAGGUGGAGGGGGAGGAGGCGGCGCUGCUGAGAGAGCAGGCAGCCGCCAUCUGGCAGGUCUCUAAGGCGCUCAUGGGUGCAGGCACGGGCACAGCAGCAGCAGGCACGGCCACAGCUACAACAGCUGCUGCAAAUCAUUCGACUAGUGGCUGUGUGCAAGCAGAACAGCCACACGAACAAACGGCAUGCUCGGCACACCAGCAUGGGGCGAGCGGCGGUGCGUUGGCGAGCUUUGAAGCAUCUCAAAACGCGCAUCAAAGGGGAAACGUGCAUCAAAGAGGGGGAGCUGGCAGUGUGGUGGGGGCACACCAGCAGGCUGUUAAUGGCAGUGCGAUCCCAGCCCAGUCACAUGGGUUGGCACAGCAGCAAACGACAAGUACGGCGGGUGCAGCACCAGCACUGGCACCAGAUGGCUGUGAGAUGUCAGCGCAACAGCAUGCAGCGGCGGUGUGGCAAGCGAGCAUGGGGAAGAGCAGGGAGGAGGCGGAGGCGCUCUGUGAGCAGGCUGUGCGGGCCGGCACUCUCACUCACGACCAGGCGGCUGAAUUCUGUGGACUGCUGUCCAAGGAGAGCCUGCGGAGCUUGCGAGAGUCUCUCUUGGCGAUGGAGGACAAGUUUCGAGGGUGCUCGAUAGAGGACUUGGAGGAGAGCCGCCGGCAGGCGUGGCGGGAGUUUUGGGAGAAGCUAGAGGCGGGCAGACGGCGAGGAGGGGCGGCAGCUGCUGCUGCGGGCGGGCCGAAUGGGGCUGUGGGAGCUGGGGCUGGAAGCGGGAUGCGUAUGGAGACGGGCAGGUGGAGAGGAGGAGAGGAGGAGGGGGGAUGA
Closterium sp. Naga37s-1 is the source of this 5247-nucleotide messenger RNA. The record is from the annotation of a GenBank genome assembly. Lineage: Eukaryota; Viridiplantae; Streptophyta; Zygnematophyceae; Desmidiales; Closteriaceae.